Entelurus aequoreus (snake pipefish) is the source of this 4619-nucleotide messenger RNA. It is a transcript of the gene tbc1d16, whose product is annotated as TBC1 domain family, member 16. The record is from RefSeq and is a predicted model, not a curated record. The coding region runs from base 182 to 2431 and encodes 749 amino acids. NCBI's taxonomy places the organism in Eukaryota, Metazoa, Chordata, Actinopteri, Syngnathiformes, Syngnathidae. Gene Ontology annotation, cellular component: early endosome. Gene Ontology annotation, biological process: activation of GTPase activity. The transcript is spliced from 13 exons. Gene Ontology annotation, molecular function: GTPase activator activity.
CAUAACACACAGGGAGGCAAACAAGACUUCUACCUUUAAAAAAAAGCUGAUCUAAUCACCGCGGAGGCUGGAAAAAAAGGCGCCACUAAAUGCCGCAGGGUGUCAUUGAUGUUCGCCAUGGACUGUAGACUAUCGUGGCGGGAUAAAAGAAGAUGGGCCCCGUGUCCCCGUUACUGAGGAGAUGUCACUGGGUCGGCUCCUGCGGCGUGCCUCCUCCAAGGCGUCCGACCUCCUGACCUUUAACCCUGGCGCGGCGGGAGCAUCGCUGCGUGCAGGCCUGGACGGCGAGAUUAUUUUCUCCAAAAAUAACGUGUGCGUGCACCCUGCCGAGCCGCUGCCGGGCCUGGCGGAGCACCACCCAGGCUACCUGUGUGUGCACGUGGAGAAGGACGAGAGCCUGGGCAGCACCCUCAUUCUGACCUGGGUGCCCAACUCCCGAAUCCAAAGGCAGGAUGAAGAGGCGCUACGCUACAUCACGCCCGAGAGCUCGCCUGUACGCCGCAACGGGCGCCGCAGAGGCAGACGACCCCACUCCCGCCCCCCGGCUGCACAGGUGGAAGAAGGGGACGAGGAGAGGAACGUCACUCUGACCUCCUCCGUGGAGAGCCAAGGUCCGGUGGCGGACCCCCUAGCAGACCUUCCCUCCGUGCAGCUCAAGCAGCAUCCCCCUUCCGCAGAGGAGGGCGACGAGGGCUCCUGCGAGCUGUCGGACGAAGUGAGCCGGGACAGCACCAUGGGGUCCGACUCGGAUACCUUCUCCUCGCCGUUCUGCUUGUCCCCCGUCAGCGAGGCGCUCUGUGAGAGCAGCAGCUCUGUCUUCUUGGACAAUGACAGCAGGGAGCUGUGCGACGAGGCCAUGCGUCACUCGGUGAGCUCCGCCUCCAGCCUCGAGAGCCACGCCCCCUCCGAGAGCAACGGCGGCCAGUCGCAAUACGUGCGCGGGUGGGAGGAGCAGCAGAAGGUGCUGGCCCUGGAGCAGCUGUGCGGCGUGUUCAGGGUGGACCUGGGCCACAUGAGGUCACUGCGUCUGUUCUUCAGUGACGAGGCAUGCACCAGUGGCCAGCUGGUGAUAGCCAGCAGAGAGAGCCAGUACAAGAUCCUCCACUUCCACCACGCUGGCCUGGACAAGCUGGCUGAGGUUUUCCAGCAAUGGAAGUGCUGCAGGGAGACUCAGCUCAAAGACCAGGUGUCGGACGAGAAGUCCUGCAUGCAGUUUUCCAUCCAGAGGGCCAUGCUGCCGUCGGCCGACAGCCACCCGGAGGAGAAGCUCUACCGGAGGCUGGACGUCACCACCUGGCUGCGGCACCUCAACUCCAGCGGCCAGGUGGAGGAGGAGUACAAGCUGCGCAAGGCCAUCUUCUUCGGCGGCAUCGACCCGUCCAUCCGCGGCGAGGUGUGGCCCUUCCUGUUGCACUACUACAGCUACGACUCCAGCUCCCAGGAGAGGGAGGCGUGGCGGCUGCAAAAGCGGACCCUCUACCAUGACAUCCAGCAGAAAAGGUUGUCCAUGAGCCCUGAAGAGCACAGCGACUUCUGGAGGAAGGUCCAGUUCACGGUGGACAAGGAUGUGGUGAGAACCGACCGCAGCAACCAGUUCUUCAGGGGGGAGAACAACCCCAACGUGGAGAUCAUGAGGCGCAUCCUGCUCAACUACGCCGUGUCCAACCCCGACUUGGGUUACUGCCAAGGCAUGUCGGACCUGGUGGCCCCGCUCCUCACCGAGAUCCAGGACGAAAGCGACACUUUCUGGUGCUUUGUGGGCCUCAUGGAGAACACCAUCUUCAUCAGCUCGCCGCGCGACGAGGACAUGGAGAGGCAGUUGAUGUACCUGCGGGAGCUGCUGCGCCUCAUGCUGCCUGACUUCCACCAGCACCUGACCACGCUGGGCGAGGACGGCCUCCAGUUGCUCUUCUGCCACCGCUGGAUCCUCCUCUGCUUCAAGAGGGAAUUCCCAGACACGGAGGCCCUGCGCAUGUGGGAGGCCUGCUGGGCGCACUACCAGACAGAUUACUUCCACCUCUUCCUGUGCAUCGCCAUCAUUGUUCUGUACGGCGAGGAUGUGACAGAUCAGCAGCUGGCGACCGACCAAAUGCUGCUGCACUUCAGCAACUUGUCUAUGCACAUGAACGGAGAGCUGGUGCUGCGCAAGGCGCGCAGCCUCCUCUACCAGUUCCGCCUUCUACCCAGAAUCCCCUGCAGCCUCCACGACCUGUGCAAACUGUGCGGGCCGGGGAUGUGGGACAGUCGCUACAUCCCCGCCGUGGAGUGCUCAGGACAACACCCGGACUCUCAGAGCUGCCCUUACGGGGGCACGUCCACGCCGCGGCCCCCCUCGCCUUCUCCGUCAUGCAUGCCCUCGCCAAACCACGCCCCCAAACCCCCCCGAGGCUCGAAGAGUCAGGAUAUUUUCACCUUCAGGAAACAGUCCUGAGAGAGAGUUCACGGGGAGGCUGCGUUGCUGGAAUGUUUGCGGCCUCAAUAAGGACAUCUGUCACAUCAGACCCAAGGUCAACCAAUCUCCUUUCCUUUUCAAGUCCAGCGGACAAUCGGCAGCCAUUAUGCCGGCCGGAGGCGACCCCAGGCUGUGCUUCGCCGCCGGCUUGGCACUCUUCCACCGACUGUGGGGUGGUGCAUCAGGGUCUGAGUACUGAAUUCUUGCGGUCUGACCACAGAAGAGGUCAAACUGUGAAUGAAUCCACUUUGUCCUCAUUAUUCUGUGCAUUUAUCUUCACUGAGAGAGAUAUUUUUAUCCAACUUCCAGGUCGACGGACGGCUUUUGUUUCACAUCCAUUGUUUUUUCUCGCCGAUACCAAUAUUUAGCAAUAUUAUAAGCCUGCAUGUAGAGAACACAUCUUGGACGGCAAACACAAAUCACUAUAGCACCAUCCAUCAAGUUAUCUAGUCCAGUGUUUUUCAACUAGUGUGCCGUGAGAUACAGUCUGGUGUGCCGUGGGGAGAUGAUCUAAUUUCACCUACCGUAAUUUCCGGACUAUAAGCCGCUACUUUUUCCCCUCGUUCUGGUCCCUGCGGCUUAUACAAGGGUGCGGCUUAUUUACGGCCUGUUCUUCUCCGACACCGACGAAGAGGAUUUCGGUGGUUUUAGUACGCAGGAGGAAGACGAUGACACAAUGAUUAAAGACUGACUUUUCAUAUACCGGUAGGCUGGUUAUUUUGAUAACGUACAGGCGAGCACUUUGUAUUACUUUGCACCGUUGUAUUAUUUGUACUCUGCACGAAUGCUGUUCGCCAUGUCAAAGAUGUGAAAGUUUGAUUGAAUGAUUGAAAGAUUUAUAGUUAAUAAAUGGGACGCUUUGCGUUCCCAAACAGUCAUCUCUGUCCCGACAAUCCCCUCCGUGGUAGCAGGAACCCCUAUAUACUACGCUAAUUACACAUCAAAACCCUGCGGCUUAUAUAUGGAGCAAUCUGUAUUUUCCCCUAAAUUUAGCUGGUGCGGCUUAUAGUCAGGUGCGGCUUAUAGUCCGGAAAUUACGGUAUUUGGGUUAAAAAUAUUUUUUGCAAACCAGUAAUUAUAGUCUGCAAAUGAUGUGUUGUUGUUGAGUUUCUGUUCUGUCUGGAGAUCGGCAGACUUACCACGUUAUACUCUUCCAUAUCAGUAGGUGCUUUGUAGAUGUUGGAAACAGCGGGAGGCAGAGUGCAGGUAAAAAGGUGUCUAAUGCUUUUUCGUGCCCCUAAGAAAAAGCAUUGAAGCUUAGGGAAGGCUAUGCAGAACGAAACUAAAACUGAACUGGCUACAAAGUAAACAAAAACAGAAUGCUGGACGACAGCAAAGACUUACUGUGGAGCAAAGACGGCGUCCACAAUGUACAUCCGAACAUGACAUGACAAUCAACAAUGUCCCCACAAAGAAGGAUAAAAACAACUGAAAUAUUCUUGAUUGCUAAAACAAAGCAGAUGCGGGAAAUAACGCUCAAAGGAAGACAUGAAACUGCUACAGGAAAAUACCACCAAAAUAGGAGCGCAAGACAAGAAGUAAAACACUACACACAGGAAAACAGCAAAAAAGUCCAAAUAAGUCAGGGUGUGAUGUGACAGUACACCUACUUUGAGACAAGAGCUAUAUUGAUGCAUGGUUGGUUAUGGUUUGAAGUCAUAUCCAAAAACUACGGUGACGACUUUUUACUGUCAACUGAGUUUAGUUUUUUUAGUGAUUCCUGCUGCUGGUGUGCCUCCGCAUUUUUUCAACGCAAAAAAUGUGCCUUGGCUCAAAAAAGGUUGAAAAAAAAACGGAUCUAGUCACAUGAUGCUGUUAAGCCAUGUUGCACCACACUUUGGAGCUAUAAACAUGGCAAACACCACCCAAUUGUACAUGAACCAAAGAAGGAAAAAAAUCAGUUCAAUCCAUCCACCCAAAAAUAUAAAGACCAAACACAGAAUACCGUAUUUUUAGGACUAUAAGUCACAGUUUUUUUCAUAGUUUGGGUGCGACUUAUACUCAGGAGCGACUUAUGUGUGAAAUUAUUAACACAUUAGCGUAAAAUAUCAAAUAAUGUUAUUUAUAGAGAUGUCCGAUAAUAUCGGUCUGCCGAUAUUAUCGGCCGAUAAAUGCGUUAAAAUGUAAUAUCGGAAAUUACCGGUAUCGGUUUUUUUUAUUAUCAGUA